Molecule: messenger RNA, 2789 nt
Organism: Umbelopsis ramanniana AG
Lineage: Eukaryota; Fungi; Mucoromycota; Umbelopsidomycetes; Umbelopsidales; Umbelopsidaceae
Exons: 11
Coding region: 321-2597 (758 amino acids)
Cellular component (GO): mitochondrial inner membrane
Molecular function (GO): RNA binding
Source: RefSeq, a predicted model, not a curated record
UACGGUGAAGUCAUUUUGUCGUUCGUUAUCCUGGUUGUUGCGCCAUGCUUAGACUGUUGAGCCGAGAUUCUCGGUCGGGUUUGGCCCACCGUCAACCGUUUAGACGUCCUACAACUAGUAAUGCAUAUACCUCGCCAACCCGAAGAUCCUUUACUCGCUCAACUAUUCGGAGAACGGAGCAAGAAACCGCUGCGAAGGAGACGGAGUCCAUGGUGAGCAGUUUAUGAUGUCAUGUAGGUAGUGGCCAUGUCAUAGAAAUCUCUAAUAAUGGUUUACAAUGGAAGUCUAUUGGAGGACCUAUACAUGAGCAAGAAGCAUUGAUGUAUCUGGAUAACACGUUUCCACUGCGUGUUGGAUUUUGGGACGUGCGUCAAUACUUGUUUCGCAAUACUGAGAAUUCGAUCAAGUCAAAGAUUGACACAUUGGUGCCUAAGGACAAGAUCCCUUGUAAUUUCGAGGUCGAACAUGCUAUCCCACGAACAAAGGACGGUGGUGCUUUUGUGCAAUUCAAGUACAAGUCUGACACACAAAGUGCUUUGUCGGCUCCAAAAGUCAUUAUGAAGCAUGUUACGGAACAUCUGAAAGAACACAAUACCAUCACUUACUUCAACUUUCAACCUGUACGAGCGUUUCUUGUCAAAGGAGAGCCUUUUAUGGAGGACAUUGUAUCUCGGUACCCUUCAUUGAAGCUGAAAGUUGAAUUUCAAGGUCCUGACUUGACCAUCGAGCAAUUGUACAAUAACUUUCGUCCGUACGGAAGAAUCUUCGAUAUCUCUAUCUUGAGUCCAGCCUCUAAAGAACUUCCACGAUAUGCUAUGAUUCAAUUCACACGCAUGCGUUCAGCAACAAGUGCCAGAAACUGCUUACAUGGUUUGAAAUUGGAAGGCACUCGACUUAAUAUUGGAUAUGAAAGUCAAAUGCGCACCAACAUCUUCAAACAAUGGGUCGUGGAUCAUCCUCGUAUCACCAUCCCAGUCGCUGCUGCAUCCUUGGCUGGUGUUACUUAUGUUAUCUUCGACCCCGUUCGAGUGUUCUUUAUUCACGCAAAGGUUACCCAACGAUUUAAUCCUGAUGAAUAUGCAUUGUACCGAUGGCUGCGUAGAGAAACCUGGGCCAGGUUGAUGAGUCAUGGUGGAGAUGAUGGUACUACCGAUGCUGGAGCAUGGGCUGACAGAGAAGAAGAUGGUCAAAAGAUUAAGGAAUGGCUCAACGAAAGCCCUGAAACAUUCAUUGUGAUAAGCGGACCAAAGGGAAGUGGAAAGUCUGCCUUGAUUAAGGGAGCGACGGACAAGAAGAGAAAUAUCAUUCGCAUUCAAGGAGAAGAAUUGGCCAACGCCCGAAACAAGAACGAGAUCACCACUAUCCUGGCCAAACAGCUGGGUUACUAUCCAGUUUUCACAUGGAUUUCAUCAUUCAAUCAACUUAUCGAUACCCUUGUAACCGCAACGACUGGACAGAAGGCAGGGUUAUCGACCACGCCCGAUAAUCAAAUCAAGCAAAUCCUCGAAAUUGCAGCAAUCGCAUUGCGCAAGGUGUCUGCUGACAUUGACGCUCAGCGUCAAGAAAACUCUAUUGAUGCCAAGAAACCUUGGUGGAAGACCCUCUUCUCCAAAGUAGAGGAGAAGGACGAGAAGGAUCACAAAGACGAUGGAGGUGAAGACAACAGCGAUUUACCUAUAGUCAUUAUUGAUAACUACUUGUUCAGAGAGACAAGUGUUAGUUCAACACUGUGGGAUGAGCUAGCUGAGUGGUCUGCAGUUUUGGUGGAAAAUGGCAUUGCACAUGUCAUCUUCGUAAGUGCCAAUGUCGGUAUCACAAAGAGCUUAGGCAAAGUUAUGCCAAACAAGACAUUUGAGAGUAUUCUCUUGUCAGAUGCUCCCUUGGAAGCUUCCAUUAACUAUGUCAGCAAGCACCUGGACGACUACGAGGGUGAUGAAUCAUUGCAGCAAGUUGUGUCUGUUCUAGGUGGAAGAUUAACGGAUCUUGAACUGUUGGUGCAGAAGAUGCGUGCUCAUCUCACUCCAGAAGAGGCGCUCAAUGAUAUUGUUCAGCGCAACAUGAUCGAAAUUCGAAAGUACGGUUUCGGAGAGGACCUCAGUGAUACCGAAGAUUUGUCCUGGACUGGCAUUCAGUUCUGGCAAGUCGUUAAACUACUGGCAACCACCAACACUAUAAACUAUGAAGAGUUGAAAUGGGGUCCCUUCUUCAAAGGUGCGGACAAGCCAUUCCAAGGAAUGGAGCACUCUGAACUUAUCACCAUUGUUCACAAAGAUGGUUGGCCACAUUCAAUUCGACCUGGUAAACCAGUUUACCAAGCAGCAUUUGACCGUCUCAAGAACGAGCCAGUCUUCGCUGCAACAAUGGAUUUGCAAUCUUACAACUUCUUAAUAACAGCGACAAAGGAAGACAUCAAAUCUUAUGAAGAGGAAAUCAACAAGCUAUCCGCACCAUUUUCUGGAAGACCUCCCAGAGAGGUGGAAAGCAGAAUCCGCUAUCUUCUUCAAAAGUUGGCAGAUGGCCAGAAAGCUAUCGAGGGAUAUGAAAGCCAAGUUAAAAUUGCCAAAGAUACCAUAUCCAAGCGAUGGUCAGAUGUGUAGAGGGCGGAGAUGUAUGAAAGUAUUAGCACUAAGGAAUAAUAAAUGUCAAAUUUCCUAACGGUAUAGUCAAUCCCACAUCAAGAAUUACAAUAUAGUCAAGCUAAUAAGCGACCACUAGCAGAGUGUAAUUGCAGGAGAGGAGAGAACGGGGGUUAUGGAGAAACAGCAAUUUUGUACUGUGAAAUUGGGCGG